GUAACUGCCAAGGCUCUAUGACGUAACUCGUGAAAGUAUCCGUUCGGCGCGCGCGUAUAGUCGCGUGCGCCAUAGCACCCAACCGCACGCCGCUCGACCCACAAAUGGCUAUCUCAGCUCUAGUCAUCCUCCUUCUGGCUGCAGGCGUGCUGUCUGCGCCGACAGAUGAACCGAUACGGGUAGACCUGCCAGUCUACGACCAGCCGGGAGAACAAUCGUAUCAGCUAGCGGAACCUUUACAGCCGGAAAAUUAUGGGGGCUACCAAGGAAAAGCCCAGUAUAGUCUGGAACUCUUUGGAAAUAAGCAGGCUACUGGAGCACUAAAACCUGAGGUUCCGCCAGGGACUGUGAACGAGCAAGCCAGAGACGGCUGGUUUGCCGCGCCGGUGACCACGAUUGAGGGGGCCCUGCUGGAGACCGAGGGUCUUGGCAGUAAGAAGCUUUCCAUCAAGGACAAUCUUCACCAAGUCGUUGCGGGAGUCUUUCAACCGAAGCCCAUCGUGGAUACCAUAAAGGAGGAAGAAAAAUACGGCAACCACGGCGACAAAUUUUACAACGCUGGUCGAGCUGUAGUUGGCGGGGCAGAAAAUAUCUCCAACUUUAUCAAUUCAGCUAUAGAGGUUCCGCAAUCCAUCAUCAGAAAGAUCGCCAGAGCUGCAUCCGAAAAAUUAAAUAACUUUGGAGGAAGACUUAUUGGCUUAUAAUAGUGUAUCUAAGUGUAAAUGUUAAGUUAGCUUUAAGUUGGAUAUAGCGGUGUGUAUUCAUAUAACCUAACCAGAAAUGCCAAAAUAAAAAACAAGACUUUGAUUUUCAAA
Messenger RNA from Ostrinia nubilalis (European corn borer), 815 nucleotides. RefSeq lists its product as uncharacterized. NCBI's taxonomy places the organism in Eukaryota, Metazoa, Arthropoda, Insecta, Lepidoptera, Crambidae. The transcript is spliced from 5 exons. The record is from RefSeq and is a predicted model, not a curated record. The coding region runs from base 105 to 704 and encodes 199 amino acids.